Peromyscus californicus insignis is the source of this 6711-nucleotide messenger RNA. RefSeq names its product core histone macro-H2A.2. The record is from RefSeq and is a predicted model, not a curated record. NCBI's taxonomy places the organism in Eukaryota, Metazoa, Chordata, Mammalia, Rodentia, Cricetidae. Gene Ontology annotation, molecular function: structural constituent of chromatin; DNA binding; protein heterodimerization activity. Bases 4936 to 6054 code for a protein of 372 amino acids. Gene Ontology annotation, cellular component: nucleosome. The transcript has 9 exons. Gene Ontology annotation, biological process: nucleosome assembly.
AUAUGGAAGGGCCUGGUCCCUGAGAUGCCUAGAGGGGCCUGGAGGGGUCAGGCAGGGCCACCGGAGUAGUCUGGGGGUGAAGCCUGGCAGCUGGAGGUCUCUAGGGGCAGAGUCUGCAAGGGGAGUUCUGUGCUCAGCAGGGAAAGCCACCCAUACUGACUAGUCAACACCAAGUCUUGGUCAAGUGUAGGAAGGGUGUUUUUCCCUUGAUCUUUUUACCUUACACAUCUCAAUCACUAAUGGUGUCAACUCAGAAUCAAUACGCGGAUUCAUCGCAUUAUACACACACAGGUCAAGGGUUAAAAAAAAAAAUGUUCCUACCGAAAACUGUCAUCCACCCACCUCCUACCAUUAGGUUAACUGCGUACUCCUUGAGGAUAUAGGUUGGGAGCAGUCCAAGAGGCUUUCAAUCAAAUGACUGAGUACAAAACUUCCUUUGGACUCAAAAGCGGCUGCACCAUCCCAAAGUCUCCCCCCACACACACACUGGUGAAAGCUCACAAAAGCACAGCCCCUGCAGCGCUCUGCAGAACUUGCAGGAAACCCAACAAGUCAGAGAAUGAUCUCUGCAACUCGGCUGGUCAGUGCCUCCUCCCCCGGAGUUGUUCACUGUUUCUAUAACCUUGGGGAGAGGCCUGGCGGAACCUUGAGAGUAUCAACUUUCCCAGACACGGAGGGUUUGUUUACCUGAUGAGCCCCGUCCCCAGCAACCCCCCACCUCUGCCUUUGGAGAGAAUGUUUCCAUUGGCAGGAAACCACUAUACACAGUAUAUGCCUCCAUCUCAGCGGUAGGUUUCUGGUUAUGUGUUAAAAGCCCGUGAUAAAAUAUGAGCCAUUGAACUCCAUCUGCCCAAUGGAAGUUGUAGGUCUGUCCACUAUAUUUCCUGCAAAUUUUGGAGCUGGUAGAGACUAUUCUGGCUGGGUAUCUCUAAAUGCUGUGGAAACUUUGCCUAUGGUUUGCUGGGUGGCCUUGGCUGGAUCACUACAUCUACCCAAGUUUUGAUUCAUGAAGUUUUGAUUCUGCGGCAAAACACAGUAUUGUGUAGUUGACGGCCCCCUUGACUCUGAGUGACUGCGUCAUUUACAGCUGGUCCCCAACUUAACAGUUUCUCAGCUUUACCAUUGGGCAAGAGUAAAUAGCGUUCAGUAGAAAUCAUGCCUGGAGUUUUGGAUUUCCACUUCUGUACGAGUGAUGUGUGGUGAGCAUCUCUUGGGAUGCUGGGGAAGGUGAGGAGCCAUUCCUCACUGGUGAGCUGGGCAGGAAAGAUUACCACUACACCACAGUGCACUGUGCUUAGCCGGUUAAGUGUUCUGCCCUUAUGUCUUAAUUCGGCUUACACCAUUUACAGGGACACAACCCCAUCUUAAAUGGGAGAAUCAUCUGUAUUUGAAGACACUUCUGGAAUGAAAUGGGAGGCUCUUGAGUAACACACUUCACAGCUGUAUCCUUUCUCUGGAGAGCACAUAACCAAAUACUGGAUGAGACAAGUCGCAGAGGGUUCAUAUAAAUCCAGCCGAUAGCCCCUGAAUUGGGGGGCAGAAGGAUCAAAGAGUAAGGUCUUUCUUGGCUACAUGGCAAGUACAAGACCAGCCUGAGCUACUUGAGAUGAUGUCAAAAGAAAGGAAAGAAGAGGAAGUCAGGUGUGGAGGCAAACAUUAAUCAGAGCGCUCAGGAGGCAGAGGAAGGCAGAUCUCCGUGAGUUUGAAGCCAACUUGAUCUACCUAUCAAUUUCCAAGCCAGCCAGGGCUACACAGUCCUUGUCUCAAAUAGAAGAUGGAAAGAGUGAGGAAGGGAUGGAGGGAACGAGGAACGAAGGAAGGAGAAAAAUGAAGGAAAUAAAUAUCACAUUAAAAUGACUUGUUUUUGACAGGGUCUCUGUAUAUGGUGAUACAGCCCAGACUGGCCUUGAAUUCACAGAGGUCCACUUGCCUCUACCUCCCAAGUGCUAGGAGUAAAAGCAUGUGCCACCAUACCUAGCCACAUGUACCAUUUUUAGUAGAAAUUACAGAGAACGUGACUAUCAUGUACCAAUGAGUAAUUCAAUUACAUUUCUCUGAGCAUGGCUGACUGGGGGCCGGGAGUGAUGGUCAAGUUCUCCUCCAAGGUGCUGGAACUGUCUUGAAUGACGGCCUGAAGAUUUUUUUUUUAAAUAAGAAAGAUGGACACUCCCUCUAGGAAUAUGCGAAGAUGCCAGUAGGAGACAUCUCAGAUGGCCAUCUGAAGUCCUUUAAAUACCCAUCUCUGGAAAGAGGACUGCAUGCUGCUUAGAUUUCUGGCCUGGCAAGGAUUUUCAAAACAAGAGAUGGGAAGGUCAUACCCCAAAAGCAUAAAGGGUCUAGGUGGGAGAAUUAAAGCUGUCCUGCCUCUCUGACUGUGGGGCCCCGGGCCAGAGGAGAUGAAAAUGGAAACUUACUUACAGCAUAAUGAAACAUGCGUAGUUUGGGGGAGAGCAAAGAUGUGUGGUUCUUAGCAAACACUCAAGCUUAAAAUGCACAUUCUCAGUGGAAAGCACUGUCGUCUAGAAAUGCCAGCUGCCGGCUCAAUGAAAUGGCAUUGAGCUAGGGUGGCAGGGUGGUUAACCUCUCCCCACCCAGGCCAUCACAGGCAUCGGUCACCCCAAAGUCUCCCCACUGAGCACAUAAAUGUGAGAAUCGUAAAGGUCUCGGAUUUGGGAAAGUUCAUUUGGUCAAUGCUCAAGAUUUCGCUUCAUUUAUUAUUAUUAUUAUUAUUAUUAUUAUUAUUAUUAUUAUUAUUAGCUGAUAUCAAAAGGUUGCCUGCCUCUCAGACGCCUCUGAUUCAGCCAGGUGAAAUCUGAGGAAAACAGGGAUGGUCCAUUCAAGUUAAUGCAUAUGGUGACUGGCCUUGGAGCCAUGUGCCCUUGACAAGCUUCACAGUAUAAAAGCAAGCCAUGGUUUCCACCAGGGAUCAAGUAACUACACAUGCCCAAUGUCACCUGAUACUGUCCACCGCUCCGCCAUCACAAUGGAAACUAAUAACAACUGCCCCUUCAGACGCUAUCUUUGUGCUAACCUCAGUCCCCGUUGGGAGAGGGCAAAUUAAAGCAACCCAAUUUAAAAAAAAAAAAAAAAAAAAAAAGAUGCUGGGGCACACGGUCUUCAUCCACCAAGGAGCAAACACAUUUGUGCCUCCAAACACUAUACAGCCGAUUCUCGCUCGGUCUUCGCUUAUAAACAGCGGACAGGCAGGAGUAUAAAUUCUCGGUUCCUGUGGCCGCCGUGUGCGACACAGUCAUGUGUUUGGUAAUAUUUUCAGGUCAAGGCUGCCUCCAAAGUGGGCUUUUUUUGCGUUCACCUUCUCACCCCAUAACCGGCAGAUGAACGCCCACACCUCUUUCUCCCAGCCAAGGUGAGUCGAGCUAACCGGAGCCUGUGGCUGGUGACCACAAGGCCUCCGUGCAGGGCUCUAGGGAAGCGGGGUCCUCGCAGCCAACAGCUCCGCGAGGCGCAGGCCCGGUGGUUCCAUCGUGACCACUGCAGAAGGACAAUAGCUCAUCAAGCCCCACGAAAGCCCCUGGACCCGUCGCGGAGCCUGGGCUGGCGGGGGAUGAAGCUGAGCGACUCCUCCUAGAGGUGGUUAUGUGGAGAAGGAGCAAUCCCUUCUCCCUCCUCCUCCUCCCCCCGCUACUAUCCGCGGCCCGGAGAACUGCCGCUUGCCGCCAUUGACACGCACAGAUACAACCCCAAGAAAGACAGGGUCCUGCCCGACACCGGCGGCACGCGGGCCGAACCUGCGGCCGGGGAUUGGCGCGCACUAGGCCACCGGGCGCCCGGAGCCCGCGGCGCAGCACCAGGUGAGCCCGCCAUGCCCGUGGCAUCAUUGUUUCGGGGGGCGCCGGGGGUCUGGAAACAAAACCCUCUGCCCGGGCAGUGCAGGGGCCGAAGGGAGCCACGGCGCCUCCCCCUGCAGCCCUGCGGGCGCACCCCGGUCACCGACCCACCUCUGCCACAGAAAUUAAUAAAUCGAUUUGCUCAACUUGCUUCCUCGGGAGAUAAAAAAGGGGGGUUUGCUGAAGACGCCGCGCGAUGCCCGCAGCCGGCGAGGGGCUGGGGCGCCCUGGGCCAGGCAGGGAGGAUGCAGAGAUGCGGGGUCCAGCGGCCCGGCUGGCGGUGCCGGGAGCUCAGGGCUUCGAGGAUGCGGAGCUCAGGGCGCAGGGGAGGGAGGAGGGAGGCGCCCGGGCGCCCAGAGGACCGGGCGGGGGACGCAGGCUCGCCAGGGCCGAGGGCGCGCGACCAGGGCCUCCGGGGUGCCGGGCUGGGCGCGGGCUGACAAUGGAGGAGGACGCGGAGGCGCCGGGGCGGCGCGGAUGAGGAGUCGGGAUGCUGCGGGUGCCGCGGCGGAGGAGGACGCGGGGCCGAGCACUCCCCCUCGGGUUCCCUUUCCGGGGCGCUCGGUGCUUCCACCGGCAAAUGGCGGCCCCUGUGCGGCUCGCCCUGCCGGUCCCAGCUGCUUAAUUUGCGCGGGAAAAUAACAAUAAUAUUAAUAAUAUCAAGAAGAGGGAAAUCAAAGUCAAGUCAGGAAAAGGCUGCACCCGCUGCUGCCGCGGCUUGGAGUCUGCCCUGCCUCCCCGGCUGCCAGAGCGCCAUCCAGGUGCACCACAUGCCAGCCCCGCCAGCCUCCUGAUCGCUCCCCAGAGUGUCUUUCUGCGCCUUUCCUCAUGGGGGCGCCCUCAGCUCCUGCCCUCUUUGUUCCUCUCAACAAUAGCCAAAGGGGCAUCGAACCCCCCAAACGCUAAUUGAGCCGCCGCCUCCAGGAGCUGUGCGUUGCUCAUUGUGCCUGGGAGUGAAGUGGGCCACCGGUGGGCCUGAUUUAUGCCUGGCCAUUGCUGCAGCCUUCAGGCCGUAGUUCUCUGGGUAUUGUCUAAGUGCCAGGAGGAGGCCACCGUGUCAGCAAGCUGAGAGGGAAACUGAGGCAAGAUGUCAGGCCGGAGCGGGAAGAAGAAAAUGUCCAAGCUGUCCCGGUCAGCCAGGGCCGGCGUCAUCUUUCCAGUAGGUCGGUUGAUGCGUUACCUGAAAAAAGGGACAUUCAAGUACCGGAUCAGUGUCGGCGCACCCGUCUACAUGGCUGCGGUCAUUGAAUACCUGGCAGCGGAAAUCCUCGAGUUGGCUGGGAAUGCCGCAAGGGACAAUAAGAAGGCCCGGAUAGCCCCCAGACACAUCCUGCUGGCCGUUGCCAAUGAUGAGGAGCUCAACCAGCUGCUGAAAGGAGUGACCAUCGCCAGUGGGGGUGUCCUGCCGAGAAUUCACCCCGAACUGCUGGCCAAAAAGCGAGGGACCAAAGGGAAGUCAGAAACGAUCCUCUCCCCACCCCCAGAGAAAAGAGGAAGGAAGGCCGCCUCAGGCAAGAAGGGGGGUAAGAAAUCCAAGGCCACCAAGCCACGGACGUCCAAGAAGUCCAAACCAAAGGACGGCGAUAAAGAAGGAACAUCAAAUUCCACCUCGGAAGAUGGGCCGGGGGACGGUUUCACCAUCCUGUCUUCCAAGAGCCUCGUUCUGGGGCAGAAGCUAUCCCUGACCCAAAGUGACAUCAGCCAUAUUGGCUCCAUGAGGGUGGAGGGCAUCGUCCACCCAACCACAGCCGAAAUCGACCUCAAGGAAGAGAUAGGAAAAGCCUUGGAAAAGGCUGGGGGUAAAGAGUUCUUGGAAACAGUAAAGGAGCUUCGCAAAUCCCAAGGCCCUUUGGAAGUUGCUGAAGCUGCCGUCAGCCAAUCCAGUGGACUCGCAGCCAAAUUUGUCAUCCACUGUCACAUCCCCCAGUGGGGCUCCGACAAAUGUGAAGAACAGCUGGAAGAGACCAUCAAGAACUGCCUGUCGGCAGCGGAGGACAAGAAGCUGAAGUCCGUCGCCUUCCCGCCUUUCCCUAGCGGCAGAAACUGCUUUCCCAAACAGACCGCCGCCCAGGUGACCCUCAAGGCCAUCUCUGCCCACUUCGAUGACUCAAGCGCGUCCUCGCUGAAGAACGUGUAUUUCCUGCUCUUCGACAGCGAGAGCAUCGGCAUCUACGUACAGGAGAUGGCCAAGCUGGACACCAAGUAGCUCUCCAGCGGGGAUGGAGGAGGACCAGUGUCACGUCACAAGAGCAGGGGUUUUAUUUUUUAAAAGGAUUGAGAAAGGGUGACAUGGCAUGGGAGCAGAGGGCGGCUGAGAAGGUAGCAAAGGCCGUGGGAACAGGUCCUGCCUGCCUGGGGAAGGGGCCCAGCGCAUUUUAUAUUCUCUUUACAAAGGGCCUCUCCCGAAAUUAACCAGGUCUCCGCCAGGGGUUUCUUUCCAUGUGUUUUCUUCCUGUUGUUUUAGAACUUUUUUUAAAAAAACAAACAAACAUAAAAAUAGACCUUGUUUAGAUUUAUAGCACUGACUUUUACUCUCUCUCUCUCUCUCUCUCUCUCUCUCUCUCACACACACACACACACACACACACACACACACACAAGUCUUUUCAAAAGGUCUUAAGACUUUGGUUCCUCCUCUUUCCAAGUGAAGAGGGUGUGACGGCCACUUGGGUGUAUUGGUUGUCUCCCUCAGUGAAGAGAAGAUGGGAAAGACGUUCUAGGGUGCUUUUCUCUUCUGUUAUAGGGUCCCCUCCCUGACCCCUAAAAUAUUUGUAACUACACCUAAAAGGAUUUUUGCCUCGGGAUCUUUCUUUGUUCAGUUUUGUUUUUUAAAGAAAAAGAAAAAUGAAAGGAAAAAAAAAGA